This is a messenger RNA of Pygocentrus nattereri (red-bellied piranha), 738 nucleotides long. Its product is annotated as ladderlectin-like. The record is from RefSeq and is a predicted model, not a curated record. The transcript is spliced from 6 exons. Bases 120 to 611 code for a protein of 163 amino acids. Lineage: Eukaryota; Metazoa; Chordata; Actinopteri; Characiformes; Serrasalmidae. Gene Ontology annotation, molecular function: signaling receptor activity.
GAAGAGUAUAAAACUACAUCAUUUUCCCAAGAGUGGUACAUCUAAUCAUCAAAUCACAGGCGGUUCCUCAUCUACACCUACAUCCAAGAACUAUCUGCAGAACCUGAAGAAGUGCCAUCAUGGUUCGUGUGACUCAAAUGUCAUUGCUUUUUGUUCUCGUCAUGGUUUCAUCAGCUUUUGAAAAAACCAAUGGCCAGAAAAAUGUAUUUCGUCCACGAUGUCCUGUCGGUUGGACGAAGUAUAAUGAACACUGCAUCUUCUACGUUUCCCAAGCUUUGGACUGGGCUGCUGCUGAGGCUAACUGUUUAGUUCUGGGCGCUCACCUGGUCUCAAUACACAGUGAAAGUGAAUAUCGGAUGGUGAAGGCUCUUAUCCAUGCUCACGACCCCAGUGACAAACCUACAUGGCUCGGUCUCUCCAACUGUCAGAAGAGGGAUAGCUGGUUCUGGUCUGAUGGGAGCAAAUUUGACUACAGCAAGUGGAACAAAGAGGAACCCAAUCAUUCCAAUGGAGAGUGCUGUGUGAACUUGAACUGGGAUAAUCAGAAGAACUGGAAUGACAUGCCAUGCAAUGCUGCACAUCCCUCUGUCUGCAGCAAGAAGGCGGCAUGAAACUCUGAAAGCCAAGAAAAGCAUUCUUAAAAUGUCAGACACUGUUGAUCUACAGUUUAAAUUGAUAAAAUGAUAUAAUCAUACAUUAAGCAUUAAAAAAACAUAAAAAUAAAGCAUUUUAAAAACA